AUGUUGGACAACCCUCACAAAUUGUACCGUCCGGGAGAGGAGCUUUCUGGCCAAGUGAUACUCAUUUUAAAGAAGAAUGUGGUGGGCUUGAAAAUCAGUCUUUCGUUGGAAGGCUGUAUAAAGAUAACAUCAACCUCUCCACUUCGAUCUGAUAAAAAACAGAAUCUAUUUGAUCACAACAUUGUUCUAUACGGAGACGCAGAAGAUUCCGCGUUGACUUUGGGCGAACACAGAUUUCCGUUCAUCAUCAAACUUCCUAAGCGAAAUGUGCAUACCAGUAUAUCUUUUGAAAAAGGAGAGAUAAAAUACAUGUUAAAGUGCACCAUAAUCGAGAGCGACUCUGCAGAUGGGAUACUGGCAUCUUGCGAGAAACUGUUCAGCAUAGUCAAGCCGAUUAACCUGAUGUUACUACCGGAACCACAGCCAAAAGUGUUGAAUUUUAAAACCGUCAAGCACGGACUCUAUAAAACACUUUCGUCUGUGUCGUCGGCGUCCUCUUUGAACUCGGCUAAUUCAAUUGACGAUAACUCCAACAACAGAGUACAAGUUAAGAUGAACAUCUCGUCAAUGGGCUAUCUCCGAGGCGAUUCCGUCAAUGUUAGACUCAGUCUCAAAUGCUACAAGAAAAUCGCCAAUACGCAGGGAAUCAUCGUGACGUUGAUCCGGAUCUGUCGAUUGGAUCUGGGACAAGGUUACGAAAUUCAAUCGUACCGCAAAGACUUGAGUCAAUCGAUUGUUCCGCUGAUUAUGGAUCCUUCUACCUUGACUUGCGAGACAUCGACGAGUCUCAAAGUUCCGGUGGAUUGCUUUCCUACAAUCACCACCAACCUGGUGAGCUUCCAGUACUACGUGGAGGUUCUAGUGAACCUAUCAAAUUCCAAGAUCCAAGCCCCUUCGGACCACAAGUUCGUGGACGACGAAAUUAUCCACACCGACACCUCGAGCAAUAUCUAUAACGUUGACCGCCUCAAAAGGACAAAGAACGUUCUUACACUCAACUCUGAGAUCAUUAUUGGUACAGAACGCAGGGUCAGUUCGAGGUUGCGGAAGAAGGCCGAGAGGUCGGCGUCUGCCCCGCAAACUCCAUGCACCUCGAUCGACUCACCUCUUUCCACUCAGGACUCUACUCCGCCAGCUCCGACGCCAACUUUACAGUACACAACCAUUCCAGAAUCUUCUUCGACGCUUACAGAAAAAGAGCUUCUGCGGCUACGUGAGCAGGCACUGUUGCCAAGCGAACCCCCACAGGAGCUCAUCGAGCAGAUAGAGCAAACAGAACUGGCAGAGGAUGAUUACGACCAUCCUCCACCAGAACUGCCCCCAUUCCCCACACCAGCUCCGUCCGACGUUAACGCCAUGCACAAUAUACUGAACGAUGAUACUGAAUACGCCGCGGUCCCGGUCUACUCGGGCCCCCAAGAUCGUUCACCUCCCCGAUGA
Messenger RNA from Ogataea philodendri, 1440 nucleotides. RefSeq lists its product as uncharacterized. The coding region runs from base 1 to 1440 and encodes 479 amino acids. NCBI's taxonomy places the organism in Eukaryota, Fungi, Ascomycota, Pichiomycetes, Pichiales, Pichiaceae. The transcript has a single exon. Gene Ontology annotation, cellular component: cytosol; cytoplasm; plasma membrane. The record is from RefSeq and is a predicted model, not a curated record. Gene Ontology annotation, biological process: ubiquitin-dependent endocytosis. Gene Ontology annotation, molecular function: ubiquitin protein ligase binding; protein-macromolecule adaptor activity.